GUCCCCUCGAUAUAAGUCCUCACUUCCGCUUUACGUGCAUGCUGUAACAGCUGACGCGGUGUACGCCUGUUUCUGUUGUUUGCAGCUCUGCACAUUCUCCCAGAAAAUAACUCGUCAUGACUAAAGACGGCGUUCAGGGGGCGCCGGCGGUGGCGGAGGAGGACCCUCAGGCCCCGUCAAAGAAAGCCCAGAAGAAACAGCAGAAGGAAGCAGAGAAAGCUGCAAAAAAGGCUGAGAAACAAGCCAAGCUGGCUGGUGAUCAGAAAACCGAAGAGGAGGAUGAUUUUGCCAAGGACCGUUAUGGUGUGAUGGCAAUGGUGCAAUCCCAACAGAAAAUGGAGAGAGUUUUGACGCUGGUCAAGGACCUCACUCCCAAAAGGGCCGAUGAGUUGAUCUGGUUGCGUGCCCGGGUCCACACCAGCAGGGCCAAAGGGAAGCAGUGUUUCUUGGUGCUGCGCCAGCAGCAGUUCAACGUGCAGGCGCUGGUGGCGGUGGGAGAUCGUGCCAGCAAGCAGAUGGUCAAGUUUGCAGCAAACAUCAGCAAGGAAAGUAUCGUGGACGUGGAGGCAUCCGUGAGGAAAGUGGACCAGAAGAUCGAGAGCUGUUCACAGCAGGAUGUGGAGCUUCACAUUGAGAGGAUUUUUGUCAUCAGCCAGGCCGAGGCCCGUCUCCCCUUACAGUUGGAUGAUGCCGUUAGGCCCGAAGGAGAAGGGGAUGAGGAGGGCAGAGCCACUGUCAACCAGGACACCAGACUGGACAACCGAGUGAUUGAUCUUAGGACAACCACCAGCCAAGCCAUCUUUCGUCUGCAGUCAGGAGUGUGCCAACUUUUCCGAGAUACCCUCACUAAAAAGGGCUUUGUGGAGAUUCAGACACCUAAAAUCAUAUCAGCUGCCAGUGAGGGUGGAGCCAACGUCUUCACGGUGUCUUACUUUAAGACCAGCGCCUACCUGGCCCAGUCUCCCCAGCUGUACAAACAGAUGUGCAUCUGUGCUGAUUUUGACAAGGUCUUCUGUGUGGGUCCAGUUUUCAGAGCGGAAGACUCCAACACCCAUCGGCAUCUCACUGAGUUUGUGGGUCUGGAUAUUGAAAUGGCUUUCAAUUACCAUUACCAUGAGGUCAUUGACUCCAUCACUGACACCAUGGUCCAGAUCUUUAAAGGCCUGAGAGACAACUUCCAGUCGGAGAUCCAGACUGUAAACAAACAGUUUCCUAGUGAGCCUUUCAAAUUUCUGGAGCCCACUCUGAGACUUGAGUACAAGGAGGGGUUGGCCAUGCUGCGUGAGGCCGGGGUGGAGAUGGGUGACGAGGAAGACCUGAGCACGCCGAAUGAAAAACUACUUGGCCGCCUUGUCAAGGAGAAGUAUGAUACCGAUUUCUACGUUUUGGACAAGUACCCGCUGGCUGUGAGACCUUUCUAUACCAUGCCUGAUCCCAACAACCCUAAAAAUUCCAACUCCUAUGACAUGUUCAUGCGUGGGGAGGAAAUUCUGUCCGGGGCUCAGAGAAUCCAUGAUGCGCAGCUGCUGACCGAACGGGCCAUGUAUCACCAGAUUGAUCUGGAGAAGAUCAAGGCGUACAUUGAUUCCUUCCGCUAUGGCGCCCCCCCACAUGGCGGUGGAGGCAUUGGCCUGGAGAGAGUCUGCAUGUUGUACCUCGGGCUCCACAAUGUGCGCCAGACCUCCAUGUUCCCCCGUGACCCCAAACGCCUGACGCCUUGAAACUGUCAAGGGCGGCCAUCUUUUCAAAACCAGACUUCAUAACAGUGAUGGACGGGGAAACUACUAAUUCACAAUACUGAUUUCGCGGGUUAGUGCCACUCUUAGACACUAACACGCUACUGGGAUUUAUUUCUACUAAGGCAGAUUAUUGGAGUCAGUGCAACAGUAGGAAACUUUAUUGAUUGUUGUGAUGAGAUGUCUUAACAACAAGCAACAGUUGAGCGACAGAAGGCGUGCACUCGAGUUAGGUUUGAAAGAUGCACUACCUGUAGUUACUGUCUCACUACCUCCAACUAACCAUCAUGGUCUCCUACAAUAUGUCUGUAACUAGAUGGGUUUUUUUUAAUCAAAAGAACAAACCAUGGAUCGUAAAAAUAUUUUCAAAACAUAAAA
Molecule: messenger RNA, 2114 nt
Organism: Syngnathus acus (greater pipefish)
Lineage: Eukaryota; Metazoa; Chordata; Actinopteri; Syngnathiformes; Syngnathidae
Gene: dars1
Product: aspartyl-tRNA synthetase 1
Exons: 18
Coding region: 117-1721 (534 amino acids)
Biological process (GO): aspartyl-tRNA aminoacylation
Cellular component (GO): cytoplasm; aminoacyl-tRNA synthetase multienzyme complex; cytosol
Molecular function (GO): aspartate-tRNA ligase activity; RNA binding; ATP binding
Source: RefSeq, a predicted model, not a curated record